Nicotiana tabacum (common tobacco) is the source of this 2226-nucleotide messenger RNA. RefSeq names its product serine/threonine protein phosphatase 2A 57 kDa regulatory subunit B' beta isoform. The record is from RefSeq and is a predicted model, not a curated record. NCBI's taxonomy places the organism in Eukaryota, Viridiplantae, Streptophyta, Magnoliopsida, Solanales, Solanaceae. Gene Ontology annotation, cellular component: protein phosphatase type 2A complex. Gene Ontology annotation, molecular function: protein phosphatase regulator activity. Gene Ontology annotation, biological process: signal transduction.
UUUGUAAUUAUCUCCACAUUCGUCAUUUUCUCUCUCUUCUCCUGCUUGAAUUUUGUAGUAAUAUCUAUAACAUUUUCUCUAUUUAUAUUUCACCCCCUCAUUAUCUCAACCGAUCGCCGGAAAAUUCCACUCCGUCCGAUCACUUUACCGACCUCCGGCGGUCAUGGAUCGCCGCUUCUACACACUAAUUGAAUUUCCCGACGGUACUAUUCCUCAUUUCCGGUAAAGUUAGGGCUAGGGUUUUCGUAUUGGUUAGAAGUUAAAAUGUUGAAUAAAAUUAUAAAGCGAGGGCACAAAAAGGUGCCUAAAUCAGAAGUAUCAUCAGAUUACGGUCACGCGCCUCCGCCUCCGGUGGGAGGUAGGAAUUCCGGCAAUGUUUCGACGUCCGAUGUGGUCGUGAACCACGCUUCGAUAGGCAACAUCGUAACAACAAAUUCACCUUCAGUGAUGACGUCAUCAGCAGUUCCAGCAGCACCUGGAAACAUCGAGAACCUUCCCUUGUUCCGUGACGUGCCGAUAUCCGAACGGCAAGUGUUAUUUUUUAAGAAACUACAGAUUUGUUGCUUUCAGUUUGAUUUUACAGAUACGAUGAAAUUUGUGAGGGAGAAAGAGAUUAAGAGACAAGCGCUUGUUGAGCUUGUAGAUUACGUUCAAUCGGGUGCUGGUAAAAUCAGUGAAAAUAAUCAAGAAGAAAUGGUAAAAAUGAUAUCAGUGAAUGUAUUCCGUUGUUUACCUCCUGCGUCUCAUGAGAAUACAGGAUCCGAAAAUGUGGAACAACAGGAGGAGGACGAGCCGUAUCUGGAGCCAUCAUGGCCUCAUUUACAGCUUGUUUAUGAAUUGCUGUUAAGGUAUGUGGUUUCAUCAGAUACUGAUACGAAAGUAGCUAAGCGGUUUAUUGAUCAUUCGUUUGUACUGAAGUUACUGGAUUUGUUUGAUUCUGAGGACCCUAGAGAAAGAGAGUAUUUGAAGACGAUUCUACAUCGCGUGUAUGGGAAGUUUAUGGUGCAUAGACCAUUCAUAAGGAAAGGAAUUAAUAAUAUCUUUUAUAGGUUUAUAUAUGAGACUGAGAGGCAUAGUGGGAUAGGUGAGUUAUUGGAGAUUCUAGGAAGUAUUAUAAAUGGUUUCGCGUUACCCAUGAAAGAGGAACAUAAGUUAUUCCUUGUUCGGGCACUCAUACCACUACACAAGCCGAAACCAGUUGCAAUGUAUCAUCAGCAGUUAUCUUACUGUAUUGUUCAGUUUGUUGAAAAGGAUUACAAGUUGGCUGAUACAGUUAUAAGGGGUUUGUUGAAGUACUGGCCUGUCACUAAUUGUCAAAAGGAAGUACUCUUUCUUCAGGAGCUUGAAGAAGUGUUGGAGACCACACAGGCGGCAGAAUUUCAGCGCUGCAUGGUUCCUCUUUUUAGACAGAUUGCUCGUUGCCUUAACAGCCCACACUUCCAGGUUGCAGAACGAGCCCUAUUUUUAUGGAACAAUGAGCAUGUUGUGGGGUUGAUUGCCCAGAACCGCAACGUUGUAUUGCCAAUCAUUUUUUAUGCUCUACAAAAGAACAUAGACAAUCACUGGAAUCAAGCUAUCCAUGGGCUGACUGUAAAUGUUCGCAAAAUGUUCAUGGAAAUGGAUGCUGAUUUGUUCGAUGAAUGCCAAAGACAGUAUUCUGAGAAAGCAGCUCGAGCCACUGAACAGGAAGAGCAACGAGAAUUAAGAUGGCAGAAAUUAGCAGCUGCUGCAAUACAAGGAUGUUAAAGGGCACAUUCGUCGCUAUUCCUGAUCCAUUAAGGUGGAAUUAGACCCCAUAUCCAAAACUGGAUACGUGGCCCACAACCAUGAUCAUUGUUGUAAUUGUAUUCUAAUUUUCUCUUAGUGUUUGUUCGUUGGUUUUCAGUGUGCCGAAUCAUUGAAGAUUGAGUGGGAAUGCAGCAGCAUGUAAUUCAUAUAUGUAUUCGACAAUUGCGUGUCUCGUGCUGCAGCUCAAGAAUGGUUUGUUUAAAGUAUUAUCUCGUGUAACUUGUUCUGUAAUUUUUCCCCCUUUAGAGACAUUUUUUUUCUUCAGUGAACUUUGAAGGCAACAAUUUCUGAUGUUUACACCAGUUGCACAUAGCUAGUCGUUAGGCAAUGCUACCUAUUUAAUAUUUUUGUUCAAACAGUUAUCACGUUUGGAAACCUACAUGUGAUAGUGUAUUAUCUGUAAUUUGGUCAAUGGCGGAGAACUCCUCGUUGAAUUGA